AUGGCCAACGCGUAUACACCUCCUCACGACCACAUACACGCACCUGAUACACACGAUCCCAACAGAAACAGAGACGAUCCCAGGGGGAACAGAGACGAUCCCAGCAGAAACAGAGACGAUCCCAACAGAAACAGAGACGAUCCCAGGAAAAACAGAGACGAUCCCAGGAGAAACAGACACGAUCCCAAGAGAAAAAACACGAUCCCAGGAGAAAAAAACACGAUCCCAACAGAAACAGAGACGAUCCCAGGGGGAACAGAGACGAUCCCAGGGGGAACAGAGACGAUCCCAGCAGAAACAGACACGAUCCCAGGGGGAACAGAGACGAUCCCAACAGAAACAGAGACGAAACCAGCAGAAACAGAGACGAUCCCAGGGGGAACAGACACGAUCCCAGGGGGAACAGAGACGAUCCCAACAGAAACAGAGACGAUCCCAAUAGAAAAAACACGAUCCCAUACAAAAGAAAACACGAUCCCAAGAGAAACAGAGACGAUCCCAGGGGGAACAGAGACGAUCCCAGGGGGAACAGAGACGAUCCCAGGAGAAACAGAGACGAUCCCAGCAGAAACAGAGACGAAACCAGCAGAAACAGAGACGAUCCCAGGGGGAACAGACACGAUCCCAUACAAAAGAAAACACGAUCCCAUAGAAAAAACACGAUCCCAAGAGAAACAGAGACGAUCCCAGCAGAAACAGAGACGAUCCCGGGAGAAAAAAAACAAGAUAACAUAA
This is a messenger RNA of Eimeria mitis, 735 nucleotides long. RefSeq lists its product as uncharacterized. The transcript has a single exon. Bases 1 to 735 code for a protein of 244 amino acids. The record is from RefSeq and is a predicted model, not a curated record. Lineage: Eukaryota; Apicomplexa; Conoidasida; Eucoccidiorida; Eimeriidae.